This is a messenger RNA of Poecilia reticulata (guppy), 2988 nucleotides long. RefSeq names its product Src like adaptor 1a (gene sla1a). Lineage: Eukaryota; Metazoa; Chordata; Actinopteri; Cyprinodontiformes; Poeciliidae. Gene Ontology annotation, molecular function: protein binding. The record is from RefSeq and is a predicted model, not a curated record.
CAGUAUGAUGCAGGGCUGUCACCGCACUCUGCAUGUCAUUCUGGUAAAGUCUUGCUAACAUGAAACAGCUCUAGGUCUAGACUCUACGGCGGCUGCCACCGUGGCCCUGUUUGGACGAUGACUUUUAUCGCCGCAUUUGAAACAUCUGCAAUGAACUACUAAUUCUAUGGGCUGGAGUCUGGCCCCCCUGGAGGAUGGGGAACAUGAUGGGGAACAUGAUACGAGGAGCUAGUGACAGCAGCAAGGUCAACACUGACAACCCUGACAGUGCUCAGAAGGGUUCUGAUGAUGACAUAGUUGUUGUGAUCGACGAUUACCCCUCUUUGGAAAUCAGCGAACCCAUUUACAAAAUGGGGGAGAAGCUCAGAGUCAUUGCACAGGAAGCUUAUUGGUGGAGAGUUCGCUCUAUUGAUACAGGGAAGGAGAACUAUAUACCCAACAGCCAUGUGGUGAGAGUUUACCACGGGUGGCUGUUUGAUGGGGUGGGAAGGCAGAAAGCCGAAGAGCUGCUUCUUCUACCUGGAAAUAGAGUGGGGUCGUUUCUGGUGCGAGAAAGCACCAGCGAGAGAGGUCUGUAUUCGCUCUCGGUGAAGCACAGGGCAGUGAAGCACUAUCGAAUCUUCAGACUGGACAACAGCUGGUACUACAUCUCACCGAAGCUCACUUUCCAAUGUCUUGAAGACAUGAUCAAUCAUUACUCUGAUUCUGCAGAUGGGCUGUGCUGCACGCUCACCACCCCUUGUCUGUCGGGAAAAGCUGAGGCGCCAGAAACGAAUCCUGGGCCGCCACCCGUCGUCAUGCGACACAACUUUGACUGGAAGAAAGUAGACAGGAAACAGCUGGUCAGCACAGACAGCCAGAGCAACAACAUGGUGAGCUACGGCGUGAGGAACAGCAUCGCUGCUUAUUUGUCCUUUUCUGGCCAAGAAGACCCUCAGGAGCGAGGCGAUCGCAGGAAGAAGAAAUCUAGAUCUGUGUAUGUGCUUCCAGAAAGCAAUAACGCAAACACUGAGUAUGAGGACGACUUCUAGAGACGGCAGCAGCUUGGUUCAAAUGAAUUUAAUAAAAAAAUGAUGUUUGAGCAGAGGCCUGCAGAGACUCUCAGAUAUCUACUACAGCUCCCAAACGUCGGCCGAGGAAUCCUCUGGUUCGGCUCCGGCCAGAGUACCUCAAUCAUGAAAGGGAGUUGAAGUAACAGCACUUUGAAAUCUUUUAACAGUAAGUUACACAUGUACUCAUGCUUCCGAGACAAACGAAAUAUGUUUUUUACGUGAGCCGUGUGAACGUGUGAGUGAGUCAGACGAGCGGGUGCCGCACAUGGCUUCAACAAUUACGACAAGCAUUAUUCAAAUACAUUCAAAUACAAAGUAGUCCACAGAAAUUGUUGGGAGGAAGUAUCUGGAAUACUCAAACUAUUUCCCUUUGUCCGUUGGAGAUGAAUGCUGGUAUGUGUACGAAUAAAUGUUUGCUACUUUUGUUUGUUUUUCCCUCAUGAUGUUGACGAGAUUAAUGUUUUAGUUCACAAAAGCUCAUCUAAUUAUGUUGCAAAGUUUUGCGUGUUCCGUGUGUUUCCAUGGUUUAUGAAGGAUUGUCUUUAAUAUAAAAAUGCUCAGACGUAUGUUUUCUUAAACUUUGAAAUCUGCUGCUUUACUGGUGUGAUCAACAGAUAAGUCAGAUUGCAACAGAUCAUUUUUUUAGUGUAGAAAAAGUGACUUGCUGUAAGUGUUGCAACUCAAAGACCUUGCGUAUAGCGUCUUUAGAGAAUGAUAUGUGUAGAAAAAAAUAUGAAAUGCAUUUGCCUAAAAAAAAUUAUCUCAUAUGUGGAAUGUUACUGAUGCAAUAAUAUUAAAAUCUAGAAUAAACAUCUGCUACAUUUGUUAGCAGUGCUCACGUAAAUGCUGUUGUUAUAGUUGUUACAUUUUCUGUCCUACUCUAAGAACUUGACAGAUAUUGUUUUUAUGUCACACUGUUUUGAAAUCAUAACUGUUUAAAAAACAGUCAUAAUUUGAUACCUGUAGUGAAUGUGCACAUGUGCAACUAAAGUAGUUUAUCGCAGUAAUGGCCACGUUGUCACAGGUGUCAUGCUACGCUAUGCAUGGCACCUGUCUGCACUGGUGAAAAUUUGCUCCUCCCGGCAUACCAAAUGCUUGAGAGGAAGAUUGUUUUACCUGCUUUCUGAUUAUCUAGUAUACAUGAAGCUUAACCAUAAUUUGCGAGGUGUUAAAUGUGGAAAAAGGAAAACAGAAAAACUAGUGCCAUUUUGGAAAAAAGGCCCUUUAGUGGGUUUAGGCCACAAUCCAUACAAUUUAGUUACUGCCGUGCUUCUGUUUUGGGACAAAUGUCUCCCCAAAUGUCAUGUUUUGUGUUUUUUCUUUUGUUUUUUAUAACUGUUAUGACGUUGCUUGCGCCACCAGAUUGAAAAAUUAUGUUUAUGAUUACACCAGCUUUUUCUUUUUUUCUGGUUGAGACUGAGCUUUUGAUUAAAACAAUUAAUGUGAUGCAGGAGUUCAUUUUUAUGUGCAUUUUUAAAGUCAACUGAAGGUUAAAAUUGUGUCUUGAAGUCAUGAGAAAGUGUGAAACGUCUGUUCUGCUUUAACUACAAAAAUAAGUCACAUUGCCUUAGCACACAUUUUUCCACUAAUUUCUGAAAAAGUUAGUCUUAUAAUAUUGGUAUAUGUAUGUACAGCUUAGUUAUCUUCUAUCUUUUCGACUUGAACAACUACCUUUGUAUAGUCAUUUAUAUAUUUACUCUCAAAGCGGUUAACAUGAAGGUGUGCCGUGUUUCUGUUAAAUAUUUUUGUUUUUAGCUUUUUUAACUCUCUUUGAAAUAUAUUUAUGUGUGUUUUAACUGUGCUUGAAACAGCACAAGUUGCCAAAUGUGGAAAUUACAUUGUUUAGCUUGUGAGGUCAAAUAAAAAAUAAAAAAAACACCAUGUGUUACGCGUGUGUGCUAUAAUACUGUGAAGAUUAAAAAGUGCCUUGAAACUA